CCCACUUUCCCAUUUCAUUCGCGGCGGAGGAAAAGUAUCGUUGUUGUCGAUCCCACAGGAAAAUGGAGCGUUGUAUUCGUCGAGGCUUUGAUGGAAAAGAUCCGAGAGGGAACGAAAGUGAUGGUGACGGGAAGAUUCAGUACAUUUCAAGGGGGCUUGCUUCUGGCAGCAGCAGUGGUGCACUUGUAAAGAAGUGUAAUCCCAGUCUUUCCAGAAGUGAGGAAAAGAAGGAAGCCUGCAAAAGGAGGAAGAGGACUCCUGACAUUGACAACAAUUGGAAGUCUCCGAGUGAUGAGCACAUUUCGAAUGGGGUUAUUCCUGUAGACCCGAAUCUCUUCGCAGAAUAUGCAUACACGGGUCCAAGCUAUAAAUGGAGAUCUUCUCUUAGUGGAGGGGCUAAAUAUCUACACUGUUCAGAGGAGAUUUCAAAUGGGGUUGCUACCAGCAGCAUUGUAUCCAAGCUAGACUCUAACCCUGUGCGCAAGAAGGCGACAACGAGAAAAGGGAAAUCUAGGGAUGUCCUUACCGCAGCCGAGAAAAAGAAAGAGUGUUAUAAAAGGAGAACUUCAGACAACACUUGGAAGCCUCCACGCUCUGUCCAUCGUUUACUCCAAGAGGAGUAUGCUCAUGAUCCUUGGAAAGUAUUAGUUAUAUGUGUCUUUCUAAAUUGCACUACUGGAGGACAGGUGAAAAAGGUGCUUUCAAGGUUUUUUGAUUUAUGUCCAGAUGCUGAAACAUGUAUUCAAGUUCCACCAUGGAAGAUAGAAAACAUAAUCUCAAGUCUAGGUAUUUUGAGAAGAGUUAAGACUUUGCAACGUCUCUCAUCAGAGUAUUUGAAUGAUAGCUGGACUCAUGUCCCACAGCUGCAUGGUGUUGGCAAGUAUGCAGCUGAUGCAUAUGCAAUAUUUUGUACUGGAGGAUGGAGGGAGGUGACACCUAAAGAUCACAAGCUAGUUGAUUACUGGCGGUUUCUUCAUUCCAUCUACAAUUGAGAAGUGCUUGCUUUUUUUGGAAGUUACCUGUAGUUAUUUUGAGGUUGCCAUGUCUGCUUUUCAAGCUAAAGUUGUUGGCUCAGAUCCUUUUGAAUUUGGGGUGGUCUGACAAAUCAAAGUAGGAAGUUGAAAGCUCUUAAACCUUUUUGUUCAUGUAUAGUUGACUUUUCAGGUGACAGCUCCUUUUGUAGUUCAAGCUCAUUGCCUGUGCACUUGGAGCAUGAUUUCUUUAUCUUAAAUUAAGUGCUAGCUGUCAAAUGGACCUUUGUAACUAUCUACCUACCAAAUUACUGAGUUAAGUAUUUAGAUUA
Molecule: messenger RNA, 1303 nt
Organism: Prosopis cineraria
Lineage: Eukaryota; Viridiplantae; Streptophyta; Magnoliopsida; Fabales; Fabaceae
Product: methyl-CpG-binding domain protein 4-like protein
Exons: 6
Coding region: 63-992 (309 amino acids)
Biological process (GO): DNA repair
Cellular component (GO): nucleus
Molecular function (GO): catalytic activity; DNA binding
Source: RefSeq, a predicted model, not a curated record